UCUCAUUCUAUUAAUGAUCCAACUUCUAAUGAAUUGACCACUGCUUGUAAUUCCUCAGCUUAACUCAAUGCCCACAUCUUCUAGUCAAGGAACUAACAAUGGAUUCUGUGUGAUGAGUUAGUGACAUAAAUUUCAUUUGAAUGCUAGGAGACAUUGCCUUCCCUUUUACAGAACAAAGAAGAAUCACUAUGCUUUUGCUUUUCCUUUAUAAUGACUCUUUUUUUUUUCCCUUUUCUUGGAUUCUUUAUAAAUCACUUUGCUUUUGUAAAUUUGUAUAUGGAUUACUUUUUUUAAUUUUAUUCAAAGCUUAGUGCUGAAUACAUGUUGGACUAUUUUUUUUUUUCUUUACAAAAAGGUGCACUUCGCUUUCCCAAAAAUUAAAAAUUUUGAGCUGGAAAGCCUUUGAAAGAGAAUUUUUUCCCAUAAAAAGAAGCUGUAGUAAUGUUCUCUGUCAAUGAUUUUGCUGAGCGUCACUAUAAGAUCUUUAAGGUUGAAAAGUUGUACAUCCUGCCAUUCCAUCUGACAGUAGGGAGCAGCUUCUCAACUAGUUAUUUAUAUGGAGAACAUCAAGGAAAUCUGAGUUCAGAGUCAGAAACGCAUGAUUUCUUCAUUUUCAAUCUGAAGAAGUACCCAUGAAGCCUCAUUCCUUGAUUCUCAUGCUUAUGAUCUUUCUGUUCAUACUUCCUAUCUUUCCCCUUAUUGUUGCUGACCUGAAAUCUGAUACACAAGCCCUCCUUGAUUUUGCUGCUGCAAUUCCACAUGCUCGAAAACUCAAUUGGAAUUCUUCUACUCCAGUUUGCAGCUCUUGGGUUGGUGUAACUUGCAAUUUAAAUGGCUCCAGAGUGAUUGCCAUCCAUAUUCCAGCAGUUGGACUUCGUGGCUCCAUCCCGGCCCAUAGCAUAGGGAGGCUAGAUGCUCUCAAGGUCUUGAGCCUGCGAUCUAACUACCUAAAUGGAAAUCUUCCUCCUGAUAUCACCUCCAUUUCUUCCCUCCAAAGCUUAUACCUCCAACACAACAAUUUCUCUGGUCAGUUUCCUGCCUCUCUCUCCACUAAACUCAAUGCACUGGAUAUCUCCUUUAACUCCUUCUCAGGUAGUAUUCCACUCACAUUUCAGAAUCUGACACGACUCACAGUGCUAAACCUUCAAAACAACUCUAUUUCUGGAGCCAUCCCUAGACUGAACCUCCCAAAGCUCAAGCUUCUGAAUGUGAGCUAUAACAAUUUAAAUGGCUCCAUUCCGUUUUCCCUCCAAAACUUUCCAUCUUCUUCAUUUGAGGGAAAUUCCCUACUAUGUGGCCCCCCUCUCAAGCAUUGCUCCACAAUCUCCCCGUCACCUUCACCUUCACCUUCACCUUCUUACUUGCCACCCUCAUCAACAAUCUCCCAAAACCAAAAGUCUAUUCCCAACAAGAAAUUUGGCCUUGGUUCUAUCAUUGUCAUGGCUGUUGGGGGUUCUGCAAUGCUUUUUCUACUAGUUCUAAUGAUCAUCAUAUGUUGUCUGAAAAGGACAGAUGAUGACGGCAAAGGUGUGUUAAAAGGGAAGGCCUCUCGUGGUGGGAGGAAUGAGAAGCCUAAGGAUUUUGGGAGUGGAGUGCAGGAAGCUGAGAAGAACAAACUGUUCUUCUUUGAGGGAUGCUCUUAUAACUUUGAUCUUGAGGAUUUAUUGAGGGCUUCAGCUGAAGUACUUGGGAAGGGAAGUUAUGGAACAGCUUAUAAAGCUGUUUUGGAUGAGGGAACUGUAGUGGUGGUGAAAAGGUUGAAGGAAGUUGUGGUUGGAAAGAAAGAGUUUGAACAACAGAUGGAAUUUUUAGGGAGGGUCGGACAGCACCCAAAUGUUGUUCCACUCCGUGCAUAUUACUUUUCCAAGGAUGAGAAGCUUUUGGUUUACAACUACAUGCCUGCUGGCAGCUUGUUUAUGCUCUUGCAUGGAAACAGGGGUUCAGGAAGGACUCCACUGGAUUGGGAUUCAAGAGUGAAGAUUUCCCUUGGAACCGCCAGGGGAAUUGCACACAUUCAUUCAGAGGGUGGUGCCAAGUGUAGCCAUGGCAACAUCAAGUCCUCCAAUGUCCUACUCACCAAUGACCUGGAUGGGUGCAUCUCCGAUGUUGGGUUGACUCCACUGAUGAACUUCCCUGCAACCUUGUCUCGAACCACCGGAUAUCGAGCUCCAGAGGUGGCCGAAACUCGUAAAAUAACACAGAAGUCUGAUGUAUACAGCUUUGGAGUUGUCCUUCUUGAAAUGCUGACAGGCAAAGUCCCACACCAAUAUCCAGGAGGGAACCAGCAUGAUGUGGUGGUUGAUCUCCCGAGAUGGGUGAAGUCUGUUGUCCGUGAGGAAUGGACAGCUGAGGUUUUUGACGUGGAGCUGCUGAGAUACCAAAAUGUUGAAGAGGAGAUGGUGCAGAUGCUUCAGAUUGCAUUAGCAUGUGUCACAAAACUGCCUGACAUGCGACCCCAAAUGGUUCAAGUUGUGAAAAUGAUGGAGGAAAUCAAGGACAAGAACCGCAUGUCUUCUGAAUCCGAGUCUACUGUGCAAACCCCAUGAACACACAAGUGGUUUGGUACUAUGUUAUGAGGAACUGAUAAGAAUCCACUUUUCUGCUACCGAUGAAUUAGACUUUACUAGAAUCUAUUUUCAUCUAAUGUGGAAGGCAAUUAUGCCAAAUUGCCAAAAGGCCUCUACUACUACUAGUAAGGACAAGGCUUUCCUGCUCUUGUGCAUUUCUGUUAGCACAUAUGAAUUAUGAUGGGACCCUGAUAUAACUUUCUAUUCUAGAUCUUUAAUAUUAUUUGUACUAAUUUAUUAGAACAAGAGUCAAGACUCGAAGAGGUCUCUUUUCCUGAUUUUUCAGAAAUAAAAAUGUUCUAUUUUGUGGGAGAUCAUGUGUGUGAGUGAAACUUGAGGGUUGAGGUGCAGCUGCUGCAGUAAUAAGCCAUUGCCAAUAAUCUGAGCAACUAGUUUAGUUUGUUUCAGAUUUAAUGCAUAAGUCAUAACUACUUGCCUUCCAGUUCA
Quercus lobata is the source of this 3014-nucleotide messenger RNA. RefSeq names its product probable inactive receptor kinase At5g58300. Gene Ontology annotation, molecular function: protein binding; protein kinase activity; ATP binding. The coding region runs from base 633 to 2546 and encodes 637 amino acids. Gene Ontology annotation, biological process: protein phosphorylation. The transcript has 3 exons. The record is from RefSeq and is a predicted model, not a curated record. Lineage: Eukaryota; Viridiplantae; Streptophyta; Magnoliopsida; Fagales; Fagaceae.